Molecule: messenger RNA, 1249 nt
Organism: Annulohypoxylon truncatum
Lineage: Eukaryota; Fungi; Ascomycota; Sordariomycetes; Xylariales; Hypoxylaceae
Exons: 2
Coding region: 155-1249 (364 amino acids)
Source: RefSeq, a predicted model, not a curated record
UCCGCCUUCCGGUCGACUUUACUAAUGGGUGUCAUGUGCACCUCUACUGGUCAAAAUGAAGCUCGGCGUCUAUAUAUCUGGUGAUAUGUUGCAGUCGGUACUCAUGGAGUUUCGCACCCCAUAGGUAGUCACCAUCUUAGCCACCUUGCUCAUAAUGAGAGCGUCCAUUCAUUACUUAGUUGCCGCACUGGUUGCGAGCGUGAGCGCAAAAGACGAAGGAACGUACGCCGUCCUACGAUUCAACAAUGAAGCCGGCCAAUUCUCCACCCAGGGGCAAAUGGACCCUAUUGUCAGUCCUGGAGUUAAGUCAGCGCAUAUGCACGGCAUAAUGGGAGGAAGCAACUUCAACCUCAUAGUCACCGGAGAUCAACUGUUGAAAUCUAAAUGUACCAACGCCAAAAUUGCCAAUGACAAGAGCAACUAUUGGGUACCUACUCUAUGGUUUCAGUCUCCUGCCAAUCAGACUCUUAAGAAGGUUCCUCUGUAUUACAUGAAUGCUUACUAUAAGUUCGAUGCUACUAACGACGAGAUCAAGGCUUUCCCACCAGGCCUCAAGAUUGUUAGUGGUAAUGCCACGAGAAGAAACCCGCCAGCUACAGGCGCCUUCCAGCUCGACCCGACUAAAGGAGAGAUACAGCCAGUCCAAUGGACCUGCCCCACUCAAGACAACAGCGUUGCGCGAUACCCACCCAAUUCCGACGGCACUAAAGCGGGACUGCCCGACCCGGGGAACCUCGGCAGUGGGGCCGGGUUUCCGGUAGUCAACUGCGAUGGGUACUCUUCACCCCUGAGACAGGAUAUCCACAUGCCAUCUUGCUACAACCCGGAAGCCGGGCUGAACGACUACAAGAAUAACAUGGCGUGGCCGACUCCGACAAGCGACGGAAAAGCAGAAUGCCCCAAAGGCUGGACGCAUGUCCCUCACUUAUUCAUUGAGGUCUACUAUGACACGCCUCAAUUUCAAAACGACUGGGAUGUAAACGGAAAGACCCAGCCGUUCGUAUUAUCAAACGGCGACAGGACCGGUUAUAGCUCGCAUGCGGACUUCAUUUCGGGCUGGGACGAAAACACUCUUCAAACGAUCAUCGAUGGGUGCAAUGCCGGAUUUGAUGGCAUGGACAAAUGCCCAGAUAUACCAGGAGGGCUCAACACCGAGACUUGCCAGAUGGAUUCCGCGUUUCCUGGUCCAACUGCUGAUUGGGUUAAGCAGCUUCCAGGUGACAAUCCUUUGUCUGGUUGGGGAGUGUAG